Messenger RNA from Cucurbitaria berberidis CBS 394.84, 1373 nucleotides. RefSeq lists its product as uncharacterized. The record is from RefSeq and is a predicted model, not a curated record. The transcript has a single exon. NCBI's taxonomy places the organism in Eukaryota, Fungi, Ascomycota, Dothideomycetes, Pleosporales, Cucurbitariaceae. The coding region runs from base 251 to 1222 and encodes 323 amino acids.
GAUUGUCCACAUCCCAUGUGGAUGGCAAGACGUCAGUUUGGACGUCCUUCACGUGACAGCAUGAAUCCCGGGCCGCCCUAAAUCGGGACGUAGUAAGCAAGUGUAACCUAGUGGCGCCGAUCCCCCGCUUCACCAGCUAUCAGACCCCACUCUCGUAACUACCUUCGCUCCCUCCAGUACCAACAUUAAUACCCAUACGGGUAACGAGGGCGUGAGCACCGCAUUCCAUCUAUUCACCAUACUCUUUCUGAUGGCGCCCGCCGGUCGUAAACGCAAGUUUGCUACCAGUUCGGGUGUGGCCGGGCGUCUGGACUCUGAGACCGUAGACACCGUAGACGUGGAGACUCCGUUGGCGAAGUUACUUAAACAGCAAGAUGUUUCUACGUUCCGAACACCGAAUAACCCACAGGCAACCCUCGAGGGACUCCCAGCCGAACUUCGUCUCCAAAUCUACGACUACCUCAGCGAAUCGACUAUCCUUCACGUGCACCGCCAUGUCAACAGAAAGACCAAACGAUGUCGCUAUACAUGGACGCCAUGCCGGGAACCCAACCCCUCUUCGCCGCUUCUCUGCGCCAAUCCAAAGUGGUCCGGCAUGUGCGCUGAACAAGACCGGUGCACCUACAAAGUCCUAGCGCCGCCUGAGCCACGCGGGCUCUGGGCACUCGCGGCAUCGAACAAGUUCAUUCGCAACGAGGCUCAAGAAUUGUUCAUGGGACGAUCAGUCUUAUCCAUCCACCCAAAUGACCUGCGCCCCUUUCUCAGGUACAUGAAAAACAACGCACCAGGACAGCUUAGCCAUCUGCGACGUAUCACCAUUGCAGGCCCGGACUACUUAUUCUCCCAGUCCGACAUAGAACUCCUACCGGAGCUCAUCCCCAACCUCGAAGCCGUAGGUUAUCAAUGCCAACUUUCGUCUAGCCGAUGGUGGAGUGCCUGGGCACAGUAUGACAAACUUAACUUGUGGAGGGGUUUGCCCAUGGUCGAAUGGAUGCGUUCGUUGGACUCUUCCACUACCAUUGCGCUCGAAGCGAUGUCAAUGUGGGAAGAUAAACAGAUGACAGUCCGAAUGUUGAGGCAAGGGGAGCAAGAGAAGGGGAAGAAAUUCGGCGGAUGUUGGAAGGACGCUGAUGUCAAGGUAAAGAUCGAUGAGCCGGAUGAACUGGUUGCCCCUAAGCGGGAUGCUAGGUGGAGGAUCUUUUGGAGGAACAUGGAAACGUAGGGUUUUCCUUGACCACGGGAAAUGGCCUGGAUUGCUACCGCAAUUUGCUUUACCUUACACCACUAUGUCACGGAAGAAAUCCCAAAAAAUAAUGCGUAUCAGAGUCAGUAUCGUAUAAACAGUAGACUAUACCCCAAUAUGAAUAUAAGCA